Molecule: messenger RNA, 4141 nt
Organism: Diabrotica balteata
Lineage: Eukaryota; Metazoa; Arthropoda; Insecta; Coleoptera; Chrysomelidae
Source: the annotation of a GenBank genome assembly
ACUGGUUGUAAUGUCAAUAUUAUAUGAAUCAUCAAUAUUUUUUAUUUUUUCUUUAGAAAAUGAUAAGUUUCAAUACUUCAUUAGAAAUAAAUAAUGUCUGAUAUUAAUUUAAAUAACUACAACAGUGAUACAGAGAGCUCAGAAGAUGAAAUAGAACCAAAAUUAAAAUAUGUGAGGCUGUCUAAUGAUGUACAAAACAUAUUAUUGGCCUCCUCGGCAACAUAUAUAGCAGUACACCCAAAAUUUAUUUGUUUGGGAUCACAUUGGGGUGUGAUCCAUAUCUUAGAUCACCAAGGUAACAGUAUACAGGGAAAGGAAUUGAAGGCACAUACAGUUAGUGUUAAUCAGAUAUCUAUAGAUUCCAAUGGAGAGUUUGUUGCAACUUGUUCAGAUGAUGGCAAAGUAUUCAUCCAUAGUUUAUUCUCAAAGGAGAAUGAUGUUCAACUCAAUCUUGGAAGGCUCUUGAAAACAGUGGCUCUAGAUCCUCUUUAUUUUAAGUUUGGAAUUAAUAAGAGGUUUAUUACAGGAGAUGACAAGCUGACUCUCUAUGAACGCACAUUUCUUGGCAACCUUAAGUCUACAGUACUAUGUGAAAGUGAAGGACUUGUUAGAAGCCUUUGUUGGGGUGAGAACUUUUUGGCUUGGUCUAGUAAUAUUGGUGUGAGGGUCUAUGACAUGAAUGCUAGAUGUUCUUUAGGACUCAUCAAAUGGGAAGAACAUCCAGGAAUUUCAAUAGACAAGUUUAGGUGCAAUCUGAGGUGGGCUGAUAGUAGAACACUGUUAAUUGGCUGGGUAGAUACAGUAAGGGUGUGUGUGAUAAGAAAAAGAAGCAAUAUAGAAUUGGCAAAUAGAGAUUUACCAGAAUAUUUAGUUGAUCCAGUAUCCACUUUUCAAACAGAAUUUUAUAUAAGUGGAAUCGCACCUUUAGACCAACAACUGGUUUUAUUGGGUUUUCCUAAAGAAUUAGAUGAAAAUCAAAAGAGCUUACGUCCUCAAUUAUACAUAGUUGAGUAUAGAGACAAUGACUAUACCGACAUCUGUACAGACAGCUUAUCAUUAAGGGGCUACGAAGAGUACAGUGUCAAUGAUUAUCAUCUGGAUGUACUUUUGGAAGAAAACAGAUUUUUCAUUGUAGCACCUAAAGAUGUAGUAGUAGCAAGUCCUUAUGAUUUAGAUGAUCGGAUCCAGUGGUUUAUUCAGCACAAUAAGUUUGAUGAUGCUCUAGAUAUUUUAAUGCAGAACUCUAGAAAUAUAUACAGGCAUACCGUCCAAUCUGUAGGAAUAGAUUAUUUGGAUCAUUUGCUCAGCAGGGGGAUGUAUGAUAAUGCAGGUAGAUUGGGAUUAAGAAUAUUUGGAAAGAAUCCAGCUUUAUGGGAGGAUCAAAUCUACAAAUUUGCCAGUGUACAUCAGCUGAGGUCCGUCAGUCCUUACAUUCCUCGUAGUAUUGAAUCAAAACUGAAUCCUCAUAUUUACGAAAUGAUCUUAUAUGAGUACCUGAAACUAGAUGCCCAUGGUUUCUUAAAUUUAGUAAAAGAGUGGGAUUCUGGUCUUUAUAAUAUCGCAGCUGUGAUUAAUGCCGUUUUGGAGCAUUUGCUUAACUGCGAGAUAGACAAAAACCUAUAUUUAGAAGCUUUAGCCAUCCUCUACAGCUACGAGAAGAAAUAUGACAAGAGUUUAUCUAUGUACCUUAAGUUAAAACAUAAAGAUGUUUUUGUAUUGAUUCAAAAACAUAAUCUCUAUAGUGUGAUUCAAGAUAUGUUGCUAGAUCUGAUGGACUUAGAUCAUAAGAAAACUAUUGAUCUUCUGUUACAAAAAAAUACUAUAUCUUCAGACAAGAUAGUGGAGAAAUUAAAGGAAAACCCGCUACAUCUUUAUAGGUAUUUAGAUGAAUACGAUAAGAAAAAUCCUAAAGGAAAAUAUCACAAAGAGCUGGUUCAGUUAUAUGCCGUAUUUGCUAAAGAUAAAUUGUUAUCCUUUUUAAAAAAAUCUGAUCAUUAUCCGAUUCAAGAAGCUUUGGAUAUUUGCCAAAAGGAGAAAUAUUAUCCCGAAAUGGUAUACUUACUAGGAAGGAUAGGUGAUACAAAAGAAGCAUUAGCAUUAAUAGUAAAUGAACUAAAGGAUAUGCAACAUGCUGUUGCUUUUUGUCAAGAACAUGAUGAUUCUGAUUUGUGGGAAGAUCUUAUCGAUAGAUGUGUUAAUGAACCAGAAUUUGUGACAUUUUUAUUGCAAAGUAUUGGGUCAUACGUGGAUCCAACAAUGCUGAUUUUAAAAAUUAAGAAAGACACCAAAAUUCCAGGCCUUAAGAAUUCCUUGGUUAAAAUGUUAAACCAAUAUAAUUUACAGGUUUCUGUACAAGAAGGCUGUAAGAAAAUUUUAGUUUCUGAUUAUUUUAAUCUACAAAAGAAACUUGUAAAAGUUCAUCAGAGAGGUCUAGCUGUGAUGGAGGAUUUGGUUUGUGCGUGCUGUACUAGAAAAAUAGUUGAGAGAGAUCCAUCUCGAGCUGUAGAUAUUGCUGUUUAUAAUUGCAAGCAUACUUUUCAUUUGCAAUGUAUACCUGAAAAUAUGAGUAAAUGUGGAAUUUGUUAUACAACAGAGCAAAAGUAAUAAAAUGUAUGAAAAUUCCUGUCAACCCAAGCCGUUAUACGGGAGCCGCCGUUGAAUCCUGAGUUGAACUGUGACGAAACAUGCACCGUAAACUUUGUAGCGUUUGCCAUCAUUUCCUCUUUCAAGGACUUUUCGUAUUCGAUGAGAGUUUUUCGCAACUGCUCUUCUACUUCGUCCAGCUCGACGAGCUUUGUGCCAGGUUUUUUAAUCAAUGGUCCAGCAACUAAAACCAUUUCAAACUUAUAUAGAUCGACCGUUUGUUUGCCUAUAUUGAGUUAAAAGUUGUGUGUAGGUAGUAGAAAACAUAAUUUUUACACCAAGAGAAAUAAUGGAAUAUUUUAACAUUUAAAAAGGAUAUAUAAAAUUGACAAAUACAAAUUGGCAAAAUAUUUUAAAUUCAGAGCAUAAAAAUAUAUGGCAAAAUAUUUUAAUUUCAGAGCAUAAAAAUAUAACUUUAUUUAUUAUAAACUAGUAAUGAUAAAACUUUAUUAAUAUAUAAAGUAGCUAACGUGUUACCAAAUUUCAAUUUAAUCGUUUUAUAAUGAAAUUUUAGUGGGGUAAUAUUCACAAUUAUAAAUUCAAAAUUUUGUAUGUAAGCGCUUUUAGAUGAGGCUAAAUAAAGCAAAAGAAAAAAUUGGCAAUAGAGAAAUUGUAUAAUUUUUUACUAUAUUUUUUUCGAAUUAUAAAAAAACUUAAAAAUUUUUCGACACUUAAAAAAUUAACAUUCCCAAUACAGUUUAUUUUUUUUUUAAGCUAGUAUUAUUAUUUUAACCUAGUUAUUAUUUUUUAAACUAGUAUCUCAUUUUAUUUUUAAUGUGAAAUUUUGUUGUCAUGUUAUGGUUACCUACUGGGUAACACGUGUGAAACUAAUGUGCGAAAAGUUUUAAACUCUGACAACAACAAACCAACCAAGUGGAAGAUGUCUAGUAUAACUUAAAAUUUGUCUAAUAGAACUUAAAACUUUGUAAGCUUUGUAAAGUGAAAGAUGGCAGUGUGUGACCGAAGCCUAAAUCUCGAUAAUGUACGAUUUUUUCUAUCUCUUGUAGCAACUAAAUGGUCAUGUUUUCUAUAUGUAGCCUGUUCUCCAUCACUUCCGUGCCGUAUAUUGGCUUUGCCAGUUUUUUGAAAACGAUUUCCGACUAAUCACAUUCUGGGAAACGUUGAACAGUCAGAUCACUUCUUGCUGAGUGCAAUUACUAUGUUGCAAAAAGUCACUAUGAUGAUAGUUUUCGGGAGGAAACCUUCAUAGUGGCGUAAUACAGCACUAGACACUAGAAAAUCAAUCUCAUUGAUAUGGAAAGUCGCUUGUUAGAACUAAAUCAAACGGUUAAAAUUUGUACUUUAGUUACAGCGUUUUUAUAAAAACAAUGUUUAAUAUUUUUUACAAAUAUUCGAAUAAAACCUUAUUUUUACUUGCAAUCAAUAUAUAAGACGAAACAUAAAGAAUAAUCAAAAUAUGUUUUAACUUUUUGUAACUUUACAAUUUACAUACAUUAUUGUACAUUUUUCCGCACUUUUAGUAUAUAAAAUAAUCUUG